GUCAAUUUGCCCAUCUCCCUUUUCCAAAACCAUAAUCCUCGUAUAAUAUUGAUUCAAGAUAUAGUUCAUGCCACACCAGGCUCGGGCUCGUCACCAGUGUCCAGCGGAGUCUUACCCAACAAGGCAAAUGCCAUACCCUCUUUUCUCCUACUCCGUUUCUCUAAGCAAACCUAAAUACAUUCCUAGUCCAACGACUCCUUCACGGGUACGAGCUCAAUUCCCAAGCACGACUCAACCCUAACCGUGCAAAAUCUGACCGACAGCUCGCCUUUAAAUCGUCUUCACCCAAACGAACAACUUCCAUCCAGACCUGAGAGAUUGAACCAACCUCACUAUCUGACAGGUACAUUUGGUCAUGACAGGU
This is a messenger RNA of Aspergillus pseudotamarii, 364 nucleotides long. RefSeq lists its product as uncharacterized. NCBI's taxonomy places the organism in Eukaryota, Fungi, Ascomycota, Eurotiomycetes, Eurotiales, Aspergillaceae. The record is from RefSeq and is a predicted model, not a curated record. The transcript has a single exon. The coding region runs from base 68 to 241 and encodes 57 amino acids.